Messenger RNA from [Candida] anglica, 2359 nucleotides. Lineage: Eukaryota; Fungi; Ascomycota; Pichiomycetes; Serinales; Debaryomycetaceae. The record is from the annotation of a GenBank genome assembly.
UUUUCUUUUCAAGAAAAAAUGGGAUUUAGAGAUAUUAAAAACGCAUUGAAGAAGAUCGACCAGUCCUUUAAGGGCAAUGAUGAGAGAGAUGCACCACCAAUUCCUCCACGAGGCCAAGAUGAAGCACCCCCACCAAUCCCCCCACGUUUACCAAAGCAGCUGAAGGAUAUUGCAACAGCACCUUCACUGAAGAGUUCUGGAUUGUUUGGUCCCGGAUUGGCUCAUGGAAAAAAUGUUCCAUCUAUAUUUCAACAAGUUCAGCACGCCCAAAAGCCUGUGGGAUGUUCAUUUGAAAGUUCUGACGCUCCAAUUCAAACUAACAACUUUUACAAUAACCUUUGUCUUGAAGACCAAACAUACCCUGUAUGGACACUCCCCUACUCUUUGUGGAUCACCAAGGACCCUGAUCAAGAUCCUGGUCUUGCAUUCAAUCAUACAGAGGCUUCACAAAGGGUUUUUGGCCCAGACCCCCUGGGAAACCCAGCACAGUUUUAUUUCAACCCUCCUAAGAUCAAGUCUUUUACCCUUUCUGCCCAAGGAUUUCAUGGAGAUUCUCUCAUUGCCAACUUAGAAAGUCACAAUAAGCUCUCUGUGGUUGCUAAGUUGAGCUCUGGUGGCGACACAGGUCGUAAUAUAACAGUUCCAUUGGUCCAUGGUAUGGGUUUCAUUUCUGCUGUAUACAAUCAACUUGUACCAAUAAUUGGGUCUCAAGUUGGGGUACAACAAUUCGAAAGGGUAUCGGAGAAUAAGUAUAGAGUGAUGUUAUUCAAUCAAGUAGUUUGGACGAUCUAUGUAACAAAUAAUCAGCGAGGCAACUUUAGUUUGGAAUUGAAAGAUCCAAAUCAUAUUGUUGCAAAUACGGAGGCAAAUAAUGUAGUCAUCCAGAUUUGUCGUGGAGAGUCCUCAUCUUAUGAUCAAGCCGCUGGUGCUUAUCCAAUUUCUUGUCAUUUGGAUGGGUCAGUACAAGGAAACCUGGGGCUGUAUCUGUUCAAUUAUGAAUUACAAGGUAAAUCAUCUAGUGGCUCUACAGUCGUAUGGUGUUUGCCUCACCAUUACGAGAUACUAGACCCAUCCAUCAGCUCUAAGGAUACAGGAAUGAUGUUAGACUCCCCCACCAAGGGUCAAAUGAAGUCAUAUUUGACCAAUGAAUUGAAAAUGAACGAACCUAAUCUUCCAACUGAGAUUAAUUUCGAUCCAUGGUCAUCAAUUGAAUCUUUUAAAGGGGUCAAUUAUUCUCAGAAUGCCCUUUCACUCAUCAGAAAAGCAGCAGAAGCUGAGGUUAAACAAGACGUUGUCGGGAUGGCAAACAUAGAUUCAAUGUACACUUCUGGUAAAAUUCUUGACAAAUUUGCGUACAUCUUGUACGUCUGUCGAUUUGUUCUUAAAGAUGAUUCGUUAUAUCAAGAAUUGCUUCCAAAGGUCAAAGAGGCCAUCAAUAUCUUUGCCCAUAACAAGCAAAAAUAUCCUUUAGUUUAUGACACAGUAUGGAAGGGGUUGAUUUCAUCAGCGGAACCAGGAGCAGAUUUUGGUAAUUCAAAUUAUAAUGACCAUCAUUUCCAUUAUGGUUAUCAUAUUCAUGCCAUUGCUUUAGUAGCAAAAUGUGAGCCAUCUUUUGUUGAAGAUCUGGCAAUUUCCGAGUAUACAACCACUUUAUUAAGAGAUGUUGCUACAAGUUCCGACUCUGAUCCUUAUUUCCCGCAAUCACGUUCAUUUGAUUGGUUCCACGGCCAUUCAUUUGCUCAUGGUAUAUUUGCCUCAGGGGAUGGGAAAGAUGAAGAAUCGUCGUCUGAAGAUUAUCAUUUUGCAUAUGGAAUGAAAUUAUACGCUCAAUGUAUCAACGACUCGUCAAUGGAGAAUAGAGCCAAUUUAAUGUUGGCAGUGAUGCGUAGAUCCAUGAACAUGCACAUGUUAUUCAGUGACGAUAAUAAGAUUCAACCACCACAAUUUAUCAAGAAUAAAGUCGCAGGGAUCUCAUUUGAAAAUAAAAUCGAUUUUGCAACAUAUUUCGGCCGGGGAACCAUCGCCGAUGAAUGGAUUCAUGGUAUCCAUAUGUUACCAAUUACCCCGAUAUCUUCUUAUAUCCGUACUCCAAAAUUUGUCCAAGAAGAGUGGCAACAGAAACUUGAAGGUAUCAUAGACCAAAUUCCUGAUGGCUGGAAGGGUAUUCUUAUACUCAACGUAGCAUUGUUCAAUCCUGAAUAUGCAUGGAAAUGGUUUUCCCGUGACGAUUGGAAUGAUGCUCAAAUAGAUAAUGGGAUGUCUAGAACCUGGUCCCUUGCCUACAUUUCCGCAGUGGGGGGCUUUUGAAUUCAUUAAAAAUUGUCAUUAGAUCUAUUUAUAUAGUAUACAUAUUAUACAU